UGCUGUUCUUAUAGCCCAGGAAUUUCGAACCAAGGAGUAACUUCCUCUGUUUCUCCUUGGUUGCUGUGCACGUGUAGUGUUCGUGGUGUUUGUGUGUGUGUGUGUGUGUGUGAAUGAAUGGAAAUUGCCAAUUAGGUUUGUUUUUUCACGGCUCUUUGGGCCAACAGAUAUCGUCAAAUGGCGAUGUUAUGCCAAUCAUUCGACAGCAAUCUAUUCUUGUAACAGAGAACACUCUCAAGGAUGAGGUGUCUGAUAACUGCUUUAUUCGGUCGAUUUGCUUCGUCGGUACCAUGGACAAGACCGAAGCGCCACGUUUUUCAAUGGUAGACGGAACACGAACGUACAUUGAUCUUCUCCAUAGUAUGAUUUCUGAUCGUACUAUUAUUGGUUCCGAAAUGAUUGAAGAGACUUUUCCCAACAUCCAUAAAGUGUUGUCUAGCCAUACUAUCGGAAGGGAUACUCGGAGCAAGAAAAUGUGCGCCUCCUUAUUCCCUUGUAGUAUGCCCGUUGAUGCAACUGUUCAGGUGAUCUUGAAACCCCCAAUGCGCCAUGGUCGUGCAACUUGUAAAGCAGCUGGAACGCUUUGCCCUGGUGUUUCUAUCGGUUGCGCAUUGUGUGGAAUUUUCUCGCCUGGAACCUGUGGGACACAAUGCAUCGUAGCUGGUUUAUAUUGUGGAGUCAGUGGCUACGCUUGUAAGGUCGAACAGAUGGAGGCGCCUACCCAACCGACUGAUUCUACAACCACAACCAAGGAGCACGUAGAUUUGACUGAAUUCAUGUUCGGACCACGUUAUACAUGAUCCAGAAAGCGAUCAAAUAAAUGAAGUAUUCCACAUCAA
Molecule: messenger RNA, 839 nt
Organism: Tigriopus californicus
Lineage: Eukaryota; Metazoa; Arthropoda; Copepoda; Harpacticoida; Harpacticidae
Exons: 3
Coding region: 114-800 (228 amino acids)
Source: RefSeq, a predicted model, not a curated record